AGUGGCUCCACGGCCAAACCCGCACAACCUACCAACCCGCGCAACACGCAAACCACCACCGCUACCACGAUCACCGCCCGCCUUCUUCGUCUCAACCAAGCUUCACCAGCUCCCGCGCGCACCUCGUCCCCCACCUCGCCACCGCUGCACCCCACCCCACAGCUAUGGCGUCCGCCCAGACCCCCUACUACGAGCUCUACCGCCGCUCCUCCAUUGGAAUGGCGCUCACAGACGCCCUCGACGACCUCAUCUCGGAGGGCCGCAUCGCGCCGCAGCUGGCAAUGAAGAUCCUCACCAACUUCGAUCGUCACGUUACCGAUGUGCUCGCGGAUAAGGUCAAAGCCAACUUGACCUUUAAGGGGAGCCUCGAUACGUACCGCUUCUGCGACGAGGUGUGGACGUUCCUGAUCAAGAACGUUACCUUCAAGUUCCAGCAGCAGGGCGGGACCACUCCGAGCGUCACGACUGAUAAGAUCAAAAUCGUGUCGUGCAAUUCGAAGCGGCCGGGAGACUUGUAAACAAAGAACUUGGAACGUUUCCUUUGUUUCUCUGGUUUUUUUUCUUUCCCUUUUUCUCUCUCUUACUUGUGCUCCCGUUGAUGCUAGCACGGAUACGCGAGAUUAUUACAUAUCACGACACUGCGAUGUUGCAUUUUGAUGUCUUUUUUUUAUCUGCUUGAUGUGUGCGCACCGCUACUAUACAGGAUGGAUGUACUUUAACAAAAUACGUUGGCGUUGGAAUGAAAUUGGUAUUGCUUUGGCCUGGCA
Molecule: messenger RNA, 767 nt
Organism: Tricharina praecox
Lineage: Eukaryota; Fungi; Ascomycota; Pezizomycetes; Pezizales; Pyronemataceae
Product: transcription initiation factor-like protein IIA gamma chain
Exons: 3
Coding region: 165-518 (117 amino acids)
Biological process (GO): transcription initiation at RNA polymerase II promoter; RNA polymerase II preinitiation complex assembly
Cellular component (GO): transcription factor TFIIA complex
Molecular function (GO): TBP-class protein binding; RNA polymerase II general transcription initiation factor activity
Source: RefSeq, a predicted model, not a curated record